Perkinsus marinus ATCC 50983 is the source of this 878-nucleotide messenger RNA. Its product is annotated as molecular chaperone, putative. Bases 24 to 878 code for a protein of 284 amino acids. Gene Ontology annotation, cellular component: nucleus. The transcript is spliced from 8 exons. Lineage: Eukaryota; Perkinsozoa; Perkinsida; Perkinsidae. The record is from RefSeq and is a predicted model, not a curated record.
AGGGAAGAUUUCCAGAAUUAACGAUGUCUACGUCAUCCUCCACGACCUCGGCCGAACCUGGGAAGGAGGCGAAGACUGAUGAUGAGUUUGCGCAUUUGAUGGAAAUGUUCGAGGAUGAAGUUAAUCACUUGCAAACUGCGAAAAGUAAAGCACUACAUAAACGGUUUGCAGGGAAGGACAAUAAUGAUCCGAAUUAUCAGGCGGAUAGGCUCACUGCGAAGGUUUUUACAAGCGCGUACGAAGUGCUGCUGUUGGACCCCACGGAGGAGCACACGGAUAAGGAGAUACAAAAACAAUAUCGUCGAUUAUCGUUAUUGGUUCAUCCUGAUAAGUGCAGUCAUCCGAAAGCUGCUGAGGCUUUCCAAGUUUUGGCGAAGGCGUUGAAGGAUAUCAAUGAUCCUAAUUAUAACGAUAAAUAUAAAGAGAUAAUUCCCCAUGCAAAGAAGCGUGUAUUAAAGCGACGAAAGAAGGAGAAUAUUGAGAGGAUGAGGGAUGGCAAGGAUCCGUUAGAUUUGGACGGAGAGGAUUUCAAUAAUGAUGUAAUGAAUGAGUGUGAGAAGAUAUUAGAGAAGGAGAAGGAGGAUGAAGAUUAUGCUAAUAACACGGCGCAAGCUAAUGAGGAACGACUGCAUAAAGGGGCGAAGCGAGCAGCUGAGGAAAGACUAGAAGCGAGUCGUGCUAAGAAGCGAUGGGAGCAAGGAAGAGAUGCCCGAGCGAUGGGAUGGAGGAUGUUUGAGACGAAUAUUCGCACUAGGAGGUUUCAAGAUAAGUCGACCCAUAACAUCGAGCGCGAACGAGAACACCGUGCUGAGCGGGACGGCAGGGCAGAGGGCGUUCCACGUGGUAUCGAUCUUAGUUAUAAAAAGAACUGGAGAUGA